AACUCGACACAUGAUGCAAAACAUCAUAUGCGUAAAUUGUGCGCAACGUUGAACUCCAAACCACACGAAGCCACUCCCACCACCUCAUCGCAGAUUCGCAGUAUGUAUGAACAGCGUCUAGUCAUGGACCAAAAUGGUGAGCUACAAGCUAAUGUAACGAAGUAUUUUUCUGCAGCAGGUUUACGUUUUAAAUACCCAAAAUGCUUUCUAGUGGAAGAUGACCUUCAAGGAACUGAUGGUUCAGGAUCCCUUGGAGGUCUUGAUGUUCGCAGACAGAUCCCAAUCAAGUUACUGUCUAAACAGACGGUAAGAGGCAAGCCGCCUGCCCGACCUCAGCGUCCCACCACCAGACUGCCCUCAAAAAGUGAAGAAGAGCCUUUCAGCUAUAAACAAGAGGAAAGAUUUGAGUGUAAAUCUGGAGAUGCUUAUGGAAACCAGCGCAGAUUCCCUCAGCCAAUCUUCUGGGAUUAUAAGCUCAACUUGGUAGGAGUAAAAGAUGACACUCCAGUUCAUUUUUGUGACAAGUGUGGCCUGCCCAUAAAGAUCUAUGGGCGAAUGAUUCCCUGUAAGCAUGUGUUCUGCUAUGACUGUGCAUUGCACUAUGAGAAGAAAUGCGACAAGAUGUGUCCUGGUUUGUCCCUCUACAGCUGCACAGACCCUGUCCAGCGCAUCGAGCAGUGCCAGCGUGGCUCCCUCUUCAUGUGCAGCUUCGUGCAAAGCUGCAAACGCACCUACCUCUCACAGCGAGACCUGCAGGCCCACAUCAACCAUCGCCACAUAAGGGCCAGCAAGACCGGAAGCUCUCGCCAGGAUCCACCACACCCGACGCUGGUCUCUGACCCACCAGACCGCUUCCGGUUGCCUCCACCUCCCCACCUGUCUAAAUCACACCCUCUCAUUCCUUCCCCACUGCAAGGCCACGAUAACUACAACCAUCCACCUCCAUCCUCACCCUCCGAUCUGGGGCCUUCCCCACGGCCCCUCCCCCCGGAGACCUUCCGGAUUGCCACAGUGACCACACGGAAGCAUAGCAACCUCAUCACAGUGCCCAUUCAUGAUGAUUCGGGGAGCUUGGGCCGCUCUCCCCGUGAGCCUCACCCACAGACACCUCCCGGCCCGCCUCCGCACCAUCUCCCUGGUGAUUACUCCAGCCAACCAGUGGUUUCUCACCCGCAUCACAUAAUGCCCCCACCACAACAGCCACAUUACAGGCCUCCGCCGCCCCCACCCCCCCCUAUCAGCAUCCCCAUGCAGCACCCGCCGCAAGGCUCGGCCACACCUCACAUGGUUUACAACCAGGCACCUCCCAUGUCAACACCCCCUCCACCUGGACACAUCAUCAGCCAGAUGCCACCCUACAUGAAUCACCCUCCACCAGGUCCGAUUCCCCACUACAACCCAAACUCAAUGCCACAGGACCAAGGCACUCUUAGCCCACCUUUUACCCAACCAGGUGGCAUGAGCCCAGGGAUGUGGCCCAAUUCACGCGGACCCCAUCCGCCCCGUAUGCAGGGGCCGCCACCACAGGGACAGAUGCCAGGGCCUCACCACCCUGACCAGUCACGAUAUAGACCGUAUUACCAGUAGCAUCCUGCCUGUGUUGGCUCUAUCAGACUUUCUGACUGGAUACUGUUAAACAAGCUUUGUGGGCUGUUUGUUUUCUGAUGUAAUCAUCCCCAUUGCUGGCCAUUUUUUUUACUAAUGUCCCUCAUUCAGGGUGGUUCUGUGGAAUUGAGAACUGAAGAGAGUGGCAAAAAAACCCUACGUUUUUGGUUGGAAGAAUUUAAGUUUAGUUUGAAACGUUUACAUAAUGUUGUACCCAUCAACUGCAAUAAAUGAAACUUGAACACAUGAA
This is a messenger RNA of Rhinichthys klamathensis goyatoka, 1855 nucleotides long. Its product is annotated as E3 ubiquitin-protein ligase Hakai. The transcript has 6 exons. Gene Ontology annotation, biological process: regulation of cell adhesion; protein ubiquitination. Gene Ontology annotation, molecular function: ubiquitin protein ligase activity. The coding region runs from base 28 to 1587 and encodes 519 amino acids. The record is from RefSeq and is a predicted model, not a curated record. Lineage: Eukaryota; Metazoa; Chordata; Actinopteri; Cypriniformes; Leuciscidae.